GUAUAGGGCAACGCAUACCAAUUAAACCAAAUCAAUCAUAUAUAUUCAUACCAAUAUAUACUAUAGUUGAUCAAUGGCACCAGUGACAACAGUGCGUGUGUUCGGGAAGCCAAUCACUCAUGCUCAUCAUGGAAGUCGUCACCAAAGGGCCCUAGCAGCUUUGAAGAACAUGCACGCGGAUGGAAAGUCCGACCACGCGACGCAGUUUACAAAUGAGUUAAAAAAAACGACACCAGCCACUGUAAGCACCACAAUUGGCAAGGUUUACAAUGCCACUGGUGAUGAAGUGAAGUACGUGACUGUAAAGAAUUGGAGCGGAUCUGUCGUUGGGACGUACCCUGUAAGUAUCAUGAACGGCCAGUGGGCUGUUUUUCAGCAUGUUGGCACCAAAGGCAAUGAUCGCCAAGGAUCAGUUGCUGCUGUUGUAUACGGCAUCGAGGAUUUUGCUGAUAUCAUGGUCGCUUGGAACAACCCUUGGAAAACUGCCACGGGAGGAAAUAACACUGCUUACUGUGAGAUGAACGGCCCGGGAUACUUUGGUGAUUCAUAUGACUGGGAUGCAGCUUACCAAAAGUUGCUCAAGUCUGAGACUGAAACCACAACAACUAUGAGUGGUUAUGGAACAAAAGUGAGCAUUGAAGCAGGUGGCAAUGCUCCGGUCUACACUGCCAUUUUCUAUGUUGAAACUUGAAACCUCCAAAUAUAAUAAUAAUAAUAAUAAAUAAAUGACUUGGCUGUUCUGCUAUAUCAGCCACGUGCGUACUUUGUUUUCUAGCUAGUUCUCCGUCGAUCGAAAAGAGAAUGAAAAAUGUAUGUGUGCUUUCUAUGUACCGAUAAGCCAAACUUAUUAGUAUCGGGUAAGUUGGCUUAUAUGAUGUUUCCAUAAAUAAAAAAUAUAUCUUUCGUUGUC
Molecule: messenger RNA, 910 nt
Organism: Lactuca sativa (garden lettuce)
Lineage: Eukaryota; Viridiplantae; Streptophyta; Magnoliopsida; Asterales; Asteraceae
Product: 23 kDa jasmonate-induced protein
Source: RefSeq, a predicted model, not a curated record